AUGCUGGGGAGUCAGUCGGGGCUGUCGGGACUGCCAUCGGGGGCGCGGAGCUGGGACCGGCCCCGGGAGCCCUUGGGAAGGCGGCGGCGGACCACGUUCAGCCGGGGGCAGCUGUCGGAGCUGGAGCGAGCCUUCGCCGCCGUGCCCUACCCGGACAUCGCCACCCGGGAGCGCCUGGCCGAGCUCACCCAGCUGCCGGAGGCCAAGAUCCAGGUCUGGUUCCAGAACCGCCGCGCCCGCAGGAUCCGUAGCGCCAAGCCGGAGCCGCCACCGCUACCGCCGCUGCCGCCGCCCGGGGAGCGGGGUCCCCCCGCGGCACCUCCCGACGGCAGCAUCCCGUGCCCGGCCCCUGCCCUGCCGCCGCCGCCAUCCCACAGCCCCGCUCGGGGCCUCCCCACCUCGCUGGGCUCCAUCUCCGACCUCAUCUACAGCGCGGCCAUCACCAACCUGGGCGAGCCAUAGGGGUGGCAAGGACCCCUGGCUUCUAGGGACUCUCCUGGCACCGCGCCCCCCCCGGAUUAGCGCCACGAUUUCAUUAGGGUGCGGAAUUACUGCCGGUCCCAAAGGCUCCGAGGAUGUCAUCCAAUAUCCUAAAUGCCGGUGCGGCCACAGCAGGGGCAGCUCCCCAUCAGCUCCCUAAUACCGACUAAUCUUUUGGAAAAAAUACCUUAAUCUGAGGCCGUAUCCACGGAUGAUUGUGGCGCGGCCGCCCCUAAUCCACAGGCGCGUUCGCAGGUGCCGGCAGAGCUCCCUGGAUCAGAUAUUAAACCGUGUUUCCAGGGGGGCUUAGCUGCCAUCAGAGCAUUAAUCACUGUGUCUGGCCCUGGCAGAGCGCCCACCCGGCAGGUGUCUGGUGUGGGUGUCCCCUCUCUGCUGUGGGUGCAGUGAGCUGGCUCUGCUCUCUGUCCCACAGCACCUGAGAGACCCCUGGGCUCAGUGUUGAAGGGUGCUCCCUCCUUGCCUCCAGAAUCUGGGCACCCUUUGGCAGGGUGUUGGGAGCACCGUGCAUCCCUCACUGUGCAGGCACAGGAAGGUUUGGACAGGAGAUGGAGCAGGAUGCAGAGGGAGAGGGAAGAUUCACAUCUCAGCCGUGUCUUAGACACCACAACGUUUCUCAUACCAACAGAAACCUCCCAACACGCAGCAAGAAAGUUAGAAACACACAGUGUUAUUUAUUCCCAGAAUAAAAGGACAGGAAUUUCCCAGAACAGGGAUAGCAGGAGCUGAUGCCUCUCUCCCUGCUGGGGUGGUUGGAAU
This is a messenger RNA of Lonchura striata (white-rumped munia), 1257 nucleotides long. The record is from RefSeq and is a predicted model, not a curated record. Lineage: Eukaryota; Metazoa; Chordata; Aves; Passeriformes; Estrildidae.